UUUGCGCAGCGGCCAUGGUUGCGCCGCGCUGUGGGAUCUCCGCGAUCGAGGCGCCGGCGUCUCCUUCCUCGAGCAAUCAACGAUUGCUCUGGCGCCGAUCGAGGUAUGUGUGGGCGGAGGGGAGAUUUUCUAGUGAUUGGAUUUUGGAAAUUUCUAGCUGGGAAGGCAUCGGUUAUGGCAGCAUCGGCAGCAAGAGGCGCCGCAUUUCUUCUCAUGCGAGCGUUUAUGCUGUGUCCGAUUUGCACACCGAUUAUCGAGAGAAUUUGCAGUGGAUCGUGCAGCUGUCGACCAAGUUGCAUCAACGAGAUACUUUGAUCGUGGCGGGCGACGUCUCAGACAACUUGGAGACUUUCAAAGACACUAUGAGGCUGUUGAAGGAAAGGUUUCAUCGCGUCUUCUUUGUUCCUGGGAACCACGAUUUGUGGUGUAGAGGCAAGGAGAACAAGCACCUGGACUCGCUGGGAAAGUUGAGGGAGCUCAAUGCGAUAUGCGAGUCUCUUUGCAUCGACACCAAGCCAGGGAAAGUUUGCGGAGUUUGGAUCGUUCCUCUACUUUCCUGGUAUCACCAGACAUUUGAUAAGGAACGGGACAUAGUCGGCUACAACAUUCCACCUCCCGAAAAGCGCUGCACUGAUUAUCAUGCCUGUAAGUGGCCGGACGAGCUCAAGACUCCUGAUAUAGCACUUGCUGCAUACUUCGAUGAUCUUAACUCUUGCAACCAGCAGUGUCUUACGGAGAUUCGGCACAGCACUGAGCGAGUCAUCACCUUUUCUCACUUCCUUCCCAGACCAGAGCUUUGCCCAGAGAAAAGAAUGCUUUUCUAUCCAAAUCUUCCAAAGGUGAUAGGAUCAGAUUUCCUGGAACGCAGACUGAGGAGCAUCCAUGGUUCCAGUGGAAAUUCCGGAGCUCUCCAUGUGUUUGGGCACACGCAUUUCAGCUGGGACGCUACCGUGCAUGGAAUCAGGUAUCUACAGGCACCAUUGGCUUAUCCCAGGGAACGUCGAAGGCGAGUUUAUGGUGGUGAAUGCUGGCUGCCACUGUGCAUAUGUGACAGCGAAGGUACUCUUCUUCCGAGACCCAUGCCUUGCUACUGGUCGGACUACUAUCGCUUGAACAAGAGGGAUCCAGACAACGUUGUGCUCGCACCGUGGGUAGCAGACUUAUACUGCUUACAAAGGAGCUGAGAACUCCGAGAGCCAAGCUAGAACGAGGUGAGAUACGCUUCCUUCUCUCCUUGGCCUUAAAUACAGAGGGUUCAUGAGCACUGGGCUUCACUCAAGCGCACGUACAAGCAAAGGCCCAGACGCUCAACACCACAGCACCAACAUUCCCAGACGUGGACCCCUUUGUACUACGACCUCGCCAACCAUACUCCUGAUGGUGCUCCUCUCGCAGCUUGCAAUGUCAACCCAAGGUGGUAGGCGUUUCCACGUCGAGGCUGUGGGAGCACAAAGGCCAGCAAUGCGAUACUUUGCAAGCGCCUGGGUUUAUGCUGGAAAUUGGAGAGUGGAUGGAUUCGGCGUCUGGAGACUUGACGAGGGUGGCAGCCUGGUUACUGUUUCUGCGGGGCCGUAACCAAAAUAUUGGAAUGCGAGAGGUGUUUUGGUUUUAUAUGACUUGAACACAAGUAGUUAGAGUCGGUUGGCUGCCGAGCGCAUGGAUAGUUUUGGUGGAGCAGUGGUGUAUCGACCGUCUCUGAGGCCCACGAUGAAAAUUUGGUGCCUUGUUUAUCUAUGAAGAAUUUGCAAUCAUCUUCA
Messenger RNA from Selaginella moellendorffii, 1757 nucleotides. RefSeq lists its product as uncharacterized. The record is from RefSeq and is a predicted model, not a curated record. Gene Ontology annotation, molecular function: hydrolase activity. Lineage: Eukaryota; Viridiplantae; Streptophyta; Lycopodiopsida; Selaginellales; Selaginellaceae. The transcript has 6 exons. Bases 15 to 1184 code for a protein of 389 amino acids.